AUGGGAGAGCAAGGCGUCAUAACCAAGACAGAAGUCCGCUACCUAGGUCACAUCCUGACCACGAAAGGCCUGCGCCUGGACCCGGACCGCGUAAAUGACAUCCUGGCGAUGCCGCCACCCUCAAACACAUCAGAAACUCGCCUUAAGGACCUUCUUGGAGCAACCAAUGAGGACCCCGAACUCUCAAACCUGCGUGACUACGCGGAAUCAAGCUGGCCUGAUAACAAGCAAGACGUCCCAGAAAUCGUCCGUCCCUACUGGGCGUACCGCGAGGAGAUACACACUCAAGACGGCCUUCUGUUUCGCAGCAAUAAGAGGCUGAUGGGACGACAGACGCGGACGCUGCUACCAGUACCAACAAGCCACCUGGAGCCGGAGACUGUGCCAAGCAAAGCUGUCCACAACCGCCUCAAGGAGAUCCGGCAGCGGCAGAUGACCUUCUACAACCGCAACUCCCGAAACCUGCCGCCAUUGUCACCGGGGCAACAGAUCACGACGUACGACACACGCCAGCGAACCUGGUCGCCAGCCGUCAUCCUGAGACCAGCGGGCACCCCGCGUUCAGCGAUUCUUCAGACUGAAGGCGGCCGCGAGAUUCGACGCACAAGAGAGCACCUAAGGGAGGCAGCAUCCCAGCCGGACUCAAGUCGACCUUCCACCGAAGACCGACCGGCAGACCAGGACAUCAACGAGCCCAGUCAAGAGCUACGCAGAAGUACCCGAGAACGCCGGGAACCCUGCCGGUACCCACUGCCCGAAAGACUGUAA
Molecule: messenger RNA, 768 nt
Organism: Ixodes scapularis (black-legged tick)
Lineage: Eukaryota; Metazoa; Arthropoda; Arachnida; Ixodida; Ixodidae
Exons: 4
Coding region: 1-768 (255 amino acids)
Source: RefSeq, a predicted model, not a curated record